CAACCAGCAGCGGCUGUUGGCGGUUUAGUGAGAAACUAGCUGGCAGUCGGAUAGCACCGUUCCCUUCGCUUUCCGAAUUCCCAGCCACCUUUUCAGCCCUUUUUCCUUCGCGAGUGUCCCGAAAGCGUGUUACAUGGGCUGAAGGCCGCGUGUCCGUCGCGAGUGGACUUUCGUUUCGUUACUUUUGUUCGCCUUUUGCCGUCGAAGCACGAGAAUCAACAGCGAGCAGUCAACGUCGGUCGGUCGGUCGGUCGCCCGCCUCCUUCUCUUCCAACACAGCACUGACAGGGAGCACUGUUAUUUAGAAAUCAGCCGGCCGUCUGCGGAACGAAAGCUGCCGUUCCAUUAACAUAUUCACAGAGAACGAGUGAGCCUGAUUGUGAGCAGUCGGGGAGCGAAGCAAAAAGAUCUUCCUUAGUCGAGAUAAGCAGCUGGGAUGGUCCUAUUGGCGUCUGACUGGGGUAUGGGAGAGUCUGCCGCCGCCGAAAGCGCUGCCGUCAGCAACUACCAUGCAAGAAUCUCUGAAGGACGCACCGCCGACGCGGCCUCCACCUGGAACGGAAAGGAGAAGCCUGAGUUCCAGUCAGAGCCGCUCGAAGACGAGCUCGCCCUUUUGCCGUUAAAGAGUCAGGUCGGAGGCCACACCAGAUUGUUGGUGCUGAACCAAAGCACAAUCUGCAAGCCGCUCAACCCGCGUGAACUUAACUUUUACAAGAACACGCCAGAGGAAAUUGAGCGUUUUAUUCCGAAAUUCAAAGGUGUUAUGCAAGCUGCCAACAGCAGCGGACCCCUUGGCAAGUACAGCCCCAGCUUUCGAGACGUGGACAAUGGGAGCAGUUCAAAGAGGAAACGAGACAACCCGUACAGACUUAAAGUGAAGCGCAACAAUUCCAUCAGCAGCUCAAGCCAAGGAGCUCAAAUCGACAAUGGUGCCAAGCAAUCAUUCCUACUCUUAGAGAACAUAACCUCGCACUACAGCAAGCCUUGCGUGCUGGACCUGAAAAUGGGUACGAGGCAGCAUGGUGACGACGCGUCGGCCGAAAAAAAGAGUAAGCAGAUCGCCAAGUGCGCGGCCAGCACUUCCGCGACUCUCGGUGUCCGCCUCUGCGGCAUGCAGGUGUACCAAGCUGACACGGACAGCUACUCAAAGGAGGACAAAUAUUUCGGCCGCGAACUUGAUGAAGAGGGUUUCAAGAGUGCCUUGUUUCGCUUCUUCCACAAUGGUUUCCACUUACGAAGUGAAGUCAUCCAAGAAGUUAUCGCCAAAUUGGAGAACUUGCGCUCAGUGAUAGAGAAACAAAGUAGUUUCCGAUUCUAUUCCAGCUCUCUCCUGCUUGUCUACGAAGGUAUGGAGAAGUUGUCAGGAAUGUCAACGGCCGCGACCCUGCAGCCGUACACAAGUUUAAACAAGGACUCGUCGCUUCUGCACCCGUCGGUGGAGCACCGUUCACUGCGGUCGGCCACCUUUUUUGAGCAGGAGACGAGCAACUCGUCAGACUGCUUAUCGCAGUCUGACGAAAGCCGUGGCUGCUGCGAGGAGGAGCCGUCACUGCUGCAGCCACCGGCUGCAGGCAAGAACAGCUUCGUUCCGAUCUCGGAGGAAACGGUGUUCCUCAACUCGCAGCCAAGCGAGAACGGCACCGCCAACGCUGGACACCACAACUACAGCUCAAGCCCGAUGUCAGUGGACGUGUACUCGGGCAGCGACUACUCGCAGUUCACCGAGUCCUCUGAGUCGUCAGAUCUGGAAAUGAGCAACCAAAACUGGCGCAGGGCCAAUUCUCUGGGCGCGCAGGAGAAGUGGACGCCGCAGAAGGAGCUGCAACGUACGCGCAGCGCGCCGCGCGUUGAUGUGCGCAUGAUCGACUUUGCUCACACAACGUUUGGCGCCAGCUGCAACAACUCGUCGGUGCACCUGGGCCCCGACAAUGGUUUCAUCACUGGCAUCGACAGCCUGAGGCGCCUGCUGCGCGAGAUCCUUGCCGAGGCAUGAUGAAUCUUGGGUAGCCCCCUCCACCCUAUAAGACGAAUGUGACGGACGAUUGUCGCCCGCGAUCGUGACGAAUUGGAUUCCGACUGGUAGCUCGUGUUUUCUUCAGGGCAUCCCGGUGCUCGGAAAACAUGGAGACGAUGUGACAAAAGUUUUAUUUACGUAUAAUAGGUGAGGGUACUUUGUUUCCUCAGAGAGUGGGCCGGUGGUAGAAGUCAGAAUGUUGAUGAGUGUCUGAAAAUGAGCAGAACGUGUUUGAAACGAAAUUUUCUAGAUACAUGCAAUAUGCGCGGUUCGAUCGAGGGUUUUUCUUCAUUUUUUAUUUGUGAUCCUCCAAGAAUCCUAGAAUUUAUGCUUUGAACGUAAGCAAAUGGAAUUCGUUGUGAUUUAAGCUUAACGCCGCGAGCGCCGCAUUUGCCAAUUUUUCAUUAACAAAUCAAUUUUGACUGGAAUCAAAUAAUUUUCCUUCUGUGGGAAAUGCGAGCACCGCCGCGGUUUCUCGCGGCAUCAACGACUGAACAAACUUGAUUUUUAGAUGCCACGCAUCGAAUUACGAAGCGCGCAGUUGAAUUAUCUUCAAAGUUUGUAGCUCGUUUUCGAGUCUUGCAACAUAUUCCUCAUUUUUGGUGACGAACUCCUUUGACCUAUAUUGCAGCCCACCAGAAGGAUUAUAAUGAUUUAUUUAUUGGUUUGAAAGAGAGUAUUUUGUACUCAAUUUUCCAAGCUGCGCAUGGGCCCAGCUGAACGUGUGCGAUCGAUCGAUUUUAUUAGUAAACAAAAAUUUUAUUUUUCAAUCAUCGUAUAAAUCUGAAUGAUUUGGAUUUGAUGAAAGUGUCGUAAUGUAAUUAUUCUUAUUUUCGAAAGUGAUGCAUUUUUAUUUUUUCAACGUCAGCAUGUUAUGUCCGCGCGUAAAUGAGUUAGAAACUUAUGUUGUUUGUUCUUUUUUUUGCGAUGGAAAAUGCCCCCAACCACACAUAGUGAGUAAUUGUUAAUAGAUAUUUACAUUAAUUAUUGUCUUUCAAUCUCCCGUGACAAUCUGUGGUAUUACAUAGUACUGUAAUAAUUAUUAUAUAAAAUGUAACGAUAGACACACAAGAGAAUGGUUAACUAAGUAUAACGUAGCACACUGCCCAACAAACGUGAAUUUAAGUCAACAAAACCAAAUGCUAGAGCGGAAGAAUCUGGGUGCGAGAAGAGCAGCAUUUUCGGUCCUUGAUUACCUAUUACCCCUCCUCAAAUACUCUCCUAUUUGAUCGGGAAUAACUCGAAUUUCCUGCAGGACGAGUUUACACUUAACAUGUGUUUUUUAUUAUUCUUUUAAUAGAUUCCCUGAGUUAGGGACCAUAUUUGUUUACAAUUCAGUUUCAAACGUGUAUUUUAUUAAAUAACUAAAUCGUGCUCUUGUUUCUCCGGAGAUAGACUGUAUGGCUGUACUCAAAAAAGAUUUACAAAUUGCGAAAUAAAUGUGUGAUAUCUGCACAUGACCAAUGAAGCUAAUUCAUUUUCUGAGUUUUGAAUAUCUUAGUCCGGCUUCAUUGUUGUAUCCAAUACAUUUUCACCGCUUGAUUGCUUUGCAGACGACGUUAUAUACACGCACACACCCUCGUGUUGCGAGAAGUUUCCUCGAGAAAUCGAAACGCUUUGUGAGUGACCCGAACAUAUACAAAUCAAGCGAAGGGUCCAAAAGCGGAAUUUUGGCUCACGGUAUAAAGAAGCCGGUAGUGGCGAAUCUGAAGCUUUUCAGAUGCUUUAAACUUAAAAACGCAACCACAGCAUUCGGCCGGACCAAGCUCGCAUCACGCGUUUCUAUGAUAUUCAUGGAUUGAAUAGUUUUAUUUAUAAUGUGAAAUUGCGUCUGGCCGAAUGCUGCUGCUGCUGCUGCACUUUGCAUGGAGAUAUAUAUGUAUCGGUAUAUAUUGUAAAUUGUAAACUUGAUCUUGUCUCAUCAUCUGUAAAGGAAAGCAAUUAAACCACGUGUAGAGCUAAUUUUGCGAGUUAACUUGUCAAAUUAUAUAGAGGGCAUUAUCAUCAUCCUACAAUAACGAAGAUCAAGACCGCGACAAAUGUAUAGUGAGUACUCUGCCUCAUUAAACUAAUGAAACUGAGAGAAUAACAAAAAUUAAUUAACAAUGUACACACUUAGUGAAACAAACGUUUAAUUAUACAUACUACCGUAUUGACGAACUGGUGUAACUGAUAAUGUGACUGAUAAUGCCUACACUUUAAUUGAACGUGUAGCAUGUAAAUAGGAGAUGCGUUCUGAUGGUGAAAACAAAAGAAUUUAAAAUCGUAUAUAUAUAUUCGCUAACGAUGUUCAAAUUCCUCCUUUCGUGCGUUUUCCGAAAACAAUGUUUGGAUUUGCCUGCUCUUUUCAGCCGUUUUCAAAAAUGGAGCUGCUCUGUUUUAUGUCUGCAGUAGUGUGUCUAAACAAGCGGAUGGACAAACUGUAACUCACUGUCCUCUCAACGUGACUGAUAUAUAUUAAAUUGUAAACCGAAAAUAAUUUAACUAUUUCCUUGUGUGCAGUCACAAUUACAAAUACUCUGUAAAUACCGGUAAAAUACAAUAAAGCGCUCUCCGCAGGGGAGAAUUAAAUGAAAA
Molecule: messenger RNA, 4591 nt
Organism: Cloeon dipterum
Lineage: Eukaryota; Metazoa; Arthropoda; Insecta; Ephemeroptera; Baetidae
Gene: Ip6k
Product: Inositol hexakisphosphate kinase
Exons: 8
Coding region: 437-1993 (518 amino acids)
Biological process (GO): inositol phosphate biosynthetic process; phosphatidylinositol phosphate biosynthetic process
Cellular component (GO): nucleus; cytoplasm
Molecular function (GO): inositol hexakisphosphate kinase activity
Source: RefSeq, a predicted model, not a curated record